Molecule: messenger RNA, 704 nt
Organism: Macrosteles quadrilineatus (aster leafhopper)
Lineage: Eukaryota; Metazoa; Arthropoda; Insecta; Hemiptera; Cicadellidae
Gene: ND-SGDH
Product: NADH dehydrogenase [ubiquinone] 1 beta subcomplex subunit 5, mitochondrial
Exons: 4
Coding region: 118-654 (178 amino acids)
Source: RefSeq, a predicted model, not a curated record
AGUCACAGUCAAAAAGUCGAAUGAAAACAACCCAAUCCCAAUAUCAACUGGAAGGCUUCUGCUAAGUUCUAAGUAACUCACAAUAAAUUCAUAUUUUCGCUUUAUUCACAUCCAAAAAUGGUUGUUUGGAGUUCUAUGAACCGCUUGCUGUGUAAUAUUCGACAGAAAAGUAAUGCUGCUCAGAUCAUCCAACGCUGCAUGAGCGGUCACAAAAAGAUGACAAUCGAGCCUUCAAGAUGGCAGUGGCACAAGUUCAAGGAUAUGCUGCACAUGUACGCAGUUGUUGGAAUGGUGCCUUGCUUGCUUGUCGCAGGUUAUUGCAACUUAUUCAUUGGUCCUGCUCAACUUACAGAAAUUCCUGAGGGGUACACCCCUAAACAUUGGGAAUAUCAUCAGCAUCCCAUCACCAGAUUUAUUGCCCGCUAUUUCCAGACCAGUUACCAGCAGGAAUAUGAAAAGUACAUGCACUUCUUGUACGAAGAAGAUGAGAAAAGUAAACUCAGGCUUCUGACCCAAGCCAUCAAGGACAAGAUGUCCGAGAGACAUGACUACCAAGCCUGGUACUACACUCCCAUCACUGCCAAGUUCCAUCGGCAGACUCGUCAAUUCUCAGAAGAGACCAAGCCAGUCAUUGGAGAAAACAGCCCUGAAUAGAUGAGCGUUUCUUGUUUAUUAGAUUAAAUAUUAUUUUGUUGAUUAGUUUA